AUGAAAAAUGGACGUAUUUCAGCGGAUCAGUUUUGGACAGGUAACAACUCAUUGGAGAAAAGUGACCCUUACAAAAUCACAGACUUCUGGAGUAAUGUUCGAUGUCCAUUGGAUGCAGCUUUUCGCGAUGAAAACGGUGAUAUUGUAUUUUUCAAAGGAGGAAGGUAUUGGAUUUUAUUUUAGCAGAGGAAAAUCAGUUAAUAGUCAUUCGUCCCAUACUUUUUUCAGUAAAUCAGUGAUCCAUCGGUUCGUUCAUUUAUUCACUGAUUAAUUCAAUCUCUUAUUUGUUCGGUUUAUUCUCACUUUUUGCCAGAACAAUCGACUAUAGUUAUUUUUAUUAAUCCAUUAAUUAAUAUAUAACUAUUUUUAUAUAUAAUUACAUUUCAAGAAUUGAUUUUGCAACCUUAUAUAGCACCACCACCUGAUUUAAGGAUUCAAUCUUUUCCAAACAAGUUCAAUUUCAUGCGUUUGAAAGCAUUUCAAUUCAUAAAAAGGCUUCUCAUCCAAAGGCAAUUGCAUUGACUCUUUGCUGCAGAUAUUGGGCGUACAGAGGUAACAAUCUCCUUCGCAGUAGAGGAUUGAUUCGCAAGCGGUACAGAUUGCAUCGUUUCAGACGCACCAUGAAUGCGGUUUUCGCCUUCAGAAAUGUGACCCAUUUUAUCAAAGGGUCAAAGUAUUGGCGCCUCAGUGGUAACCAGAAUAGACGGAAUUCCCCGAAGAUUAUUAGGCCACGACGAUUGCGAAAUGCUGACGCAGUAACAACUUGGAUCAACAACAACAGAAUUUACGUCUUCAAGGGAGAGUCUUACUACAGGCUUGGAAAAGUAAACAAAGAGCCUUACUAA
Messenger RNA from Pocillopora meandrina, 845 nucleotides. The record is from the annotation of a GenBank genome assembly. Lineage: Eukaryota; Metazoa; Cnidaria; Anthozoa; Scleractinia; Pocilloporidae.